This is a messenger RNA of Nannizzia gypsea CBS 118893, 1239 nucleotides long. Its product is annotated as carboxylesterase-mitochondrial 37S ribosomal protein YmS2. The record is from RefSeq and is a predicted model, not a curated record. NCBI's taxonomy places the organism in Eukaryota, Fungi, Ascomycota, Eurotiomycetes, Onygenales, Arthrodermataceae. Bases 1 to 1239 code for a protein of 412 amino acids. Gene Ontology annotation, biological process: protein demethylation. The transcript is spliced from 5 exons. Gene Ontology annotation, molecular function: protein methylesterase activity.
AUGAGCGACCUCCAAAAGUCUUUUGCCAAAUCACGGCUUGCGAAGUUGCCGCCUGAAGUGCCAGUGUUUGAUGAUAUCAGUGAAAGCCGGACAGGGUCUGAGGUAUAUAGUGAACACCUUGAGGACGACUCAUCGUCAGCAUCUUCUGCUUCUUCCACAGGGACGAUAGUACCCUCUCAGAGCCAAAAAAUGUUUGAGCGCGGGCCUGGGGCACGGUCAAGGUCGAAUAUUGUUGCUUCUCCAUGGAAUGACUUCUUCGAAACAGAGCUUUUUAUUGAAGAUGAUAUCGAUGGCCUCCAUAUAAGUCACCACGUCUACUUUACUUCCCCUUCCAAAUCUGGCCCCCUGUUUGUCACUCAUCACGGAGCAGGCUCAUCUGGUCUAUCAUUUGCCGCUUGUGCUGCCGAAAUUAGGCGAGCCCUACCAACGGCUGGUGUUUUGUCAUUAGAUGCCAGAAACCACGGACUUACAAAUCAGGCUACCGACGAUUCGCAGAAACAUGAACAAGAUCUAACCCUGGAAACUUUAAGUCGUGAUCUUGUUUACAUUGUUAAUAAAACCAAAGAAAAAUUGAAAUGGGACUCUAUUCCACCGCUUGUUCUCGUUGGACACAGUCUUGGAGGCGCUGUAGUUACCCAUGUUGCGAGAAAUGGUGACCUAGGCUCAAAUGUUUUAGCCUAUGCCGUGCUAGACGUCGUAGAAGGAUCUGCAAUUGAUGCACUCCAAAGUAUGGAAACAUACCUUUCUACAAGACCAUCUAGUUUCCCAUCCCUAGCAUCUGGAAUCGAAUGGCACACCCGAUCCCGGACUAUACGCAACACAGCGUCUGCGCGAGUAUCAGUCCAAGGCCUUCUCCGCGAAGAACCUUCGACAGACCCCAACUCGGCUGGAAUUUGGAAAUGGCGUACUGAUCUUGCUAGGACGAAGCCUUUUUGGGAAAAUUGGUUCACUGGUCUCAGCAAGAAAUUCUUAGAGGCUCGGGGAGGUAAACUGCUCCUUUUGGCUGGAACUGAUAGGCUGGAUAAAGAGUUGAUUAUUGGGCAAAUGCAAGGGAAAUAUCAACUUCAAGUUUUUCCGGAGGCUGGCCAUUUUAUCCAUGAAGAUCAACCUGUUAAAACUGCACAAGUCUUAGUUGAUUUUUAUAAACGUAAUGACAGAAGCGCCCUUGUCCUCCCUCCCAAAGUGAGCGACAUGUUAGCAUCUAAGCAGAGCACGCAAAAAUGGGGGCUUAAAAAAUGA